Messenger RNA from Nerophis lumbriciformis (worm pipefish), 1233 nucleotides. The record is from RefSeq and is a predicted model, not a curated record. NCBI's taxonomy places the organism in Eukaryota, Metazoa, Chordata, Actinopteri, Syngnathiformes, Syngnathidae.
AUGACCGGGAAAGUGGCGGAGAAGCUCCCUCUUACCAUGAGCAGUUUAAUAAACAGCAUCCCCGACAGCCUGUACCCAGAAGAGGACGUUCCCACCUCGAUGAACAUUUUCACCAGCACGGAAUCUAUUAACCACUACUCGCAGAUGAACACGGAUAAUAUCAUGGAUAUAGGCAUGGGAAGCGAGAAAGCCGGUGCGGAGAUUCAGUACGGGUCAAGUUUCCAGUCCAACCGGAGCGGACAGACGGUCACGUACCUGGGAAAGUUCGCAUUCGACACGCCGCCCUCGGGUGGCAUCGGCGGCUCCGGCUGGUGUUCCGACAACAACAUCAUCAGCCUGGUCAGCGCGGGGAUCCUGGGCGUCUCUCCGUCGCCCGGCACGGUAAGCGCCCAGACGCCAUCCUCUGCGGCCGGUAUGGGAGGACAAAACUCAGACAUGGAGCAGGUGUACGGCCCGCCGCUACCCGCUUACUCCACCUGCGGCGACCUGUACCAGGACCAGGUGUCCUUCCACCACAGUCCCGCCACCAGCACUGCUCUAGCUUACCCCGCGAACGACUACCACUCCACGUCGAAAGCCUCCAUGGAUGGCAGCCUUUUCUCCAUGAUCCCCGAUUACAACCUCUUCCAUCACCAAGGGGAAGUCAGCGUGAUGGAGCACAAGCCGUUUCAGACUAUGGACCCCAUCCGGGUCAACCCGCCGCCCAUCACGCCCCUGGAAACAAUUCGAGCGUUUAAGGACAAACAGCAGAUUCACCCGGGGUUCAUCGGCGGGCAGCAGCACGCUCCGCCCCACCACGCUCCCCCGCAGACUCUGACACUGAAACCCAUCCGACCGCGAAAGUACCCCAACCGCCCUAGUAAAACGCCCGUCCACGAACGUCCACACGCGUGCCCGGCGGAGAACUGCGACCGGCGCUUCUCGCGCUCGGACGAGCUGACACGGCACUUGCGCAUCCACACGGGCCACAAGCCCUUCCAGUGCAGAAUAUGCAUGCGCUCCUUCAGCCGCAGCGACCACCUCACCACGCACAUCCGCACGCACACCGGCGAGAAGCCCUUUUCCUGCGAGUUCUGCGGGCGCAAGUUCGCCCGCAGCGACGAGAGAAAGAGACACGCGAAAGUUCACCUGAAACAGAAGGACAAGAAACCGUCGGACAAAGGAAACGGUGGGGUCGGAACCCACGGUUCUCCACCCAAUUCCUGCGGGGGGCCCACCAUGGGGCCCUCGUGA